UCCACUGAAUGGCAGAAUAGUCGCUAAAGACAAGUUAAGCGGUUUAGUUGAAAUAAUUUCAUAAUAAUGAGUCAUUACUUUGUGACAGAAUAAGUUCAGUGAUAUUUUUAUACUUUGUGAUUUAAAAUGCCUUUUGGAAAUUCAGGACAACGUACCAAUGACUUUCAAAGGAGUCAAUCACUAAUGGCCAGAACUUCAAACACAUCGUAUUUAAAGUCAUCUGGUCAUUCUGUGAGUAAUUAUUCGGAAACUAAAUCUAGGUCCACAUCAUCAAGUUCAUCUUACCACGCUUUUUCAUCAUCAAUUAAAACUGGAGAGUCUGUAUUUGGGAAAAGCUCAACCAAUAGAAGUAGCAUUAAUAAACCAGAGUAUCCGUCCCUCCUUAAGGAACAUUUUCAUGAUAGUGUGGCCUUUACGAAUGCUGAAAAAGGAAGUUUUCUGGAAAGAAGGCAGCCUUUUAGAACAACUCUUAAUUCACCAACAGGAUCAUAUUUAACUAAUACGACUGUGAGAAGAAACGCACCUCCCUUAACAGGAGUAACCUUUUCUGGACUUUCUCCACUAAGUUUACCAAAAUAUGAACCACCGCCUAUUCCUAUGGGAUCGGAUGCUGUAAAAGCUCAAUCGAUUCCUGUAUCACCACCGAAAAAGAGUGGAACACCUAUACCUCUACCAGUUCCUCCCUCAAAAAAUACAAUAAAUCAAACAAAAAAGGUAAAAACACCGACUUCGCCUACAAAGCCCCAAAACGUUUAUGACAUAAAUGGUAAAAAAGGAUACGCAAUAAUUUUUAAUAAUGAAAAAUUCGAUGGAGAUAGUAAGGAAUUCCGGGUUGGUAGUCGUAAUGACGAAAAAGAACUCCAGAAAACUCUCACUCGUUUCAAUAUUGAGACAAAAGUGGAAAGGGAUCCCUCUUUAUCAACAAUUGAGAAGAAAGUCAAGGAAAUCAGUAAAAUGGACUUUAAAAAAAAGAGUUGCCUGUUUGUCUGUAUUUUGAGUCAUGGUAAUCAAGGACAGACCAUUUUUGCUAAAGAUAAAUCAUACAAUCUUGAUAAAGAUGUUAUUGAGCCCAUCAUCAAGAACGCCACCCUAGUUGGAAAACCUAAGAUCUUCAUAAUUCAAGCAUGCAAAGGUGCUAUUCAGUCUUUUGGCAUAGCAAUGACUGAUGCAACACCAGUCAGUACAUCUUCUUUAACCAAACCAUCCGAGGCUGACAUUCUCAUCCUCUACUCAAGCUAUGAAGGCAGAGUUAGUUACAGGCUUGAAAUGGGUUCCAUUUUUAUUCAAAAGCUUUGUACCUUCAUUAACAGCGAUCACAGGAUCAGAAGCUUGGAGGACAUCAUGAAAGAGACACGCCGUGAUAUUAUUGACAACUCACCUAAAAACCUAAAACAAACUCCAACUAUGGUUUCAACACUGACAAAGGACUUCUUCUUCACCGUACCACAUAAUGAAAAAUUUCUCUGUUGUUUAUGGUAAUCGAAUACAAUUAAAAAUUAUAAAUAAAGUAAUUUAAAAAAA
This is a messenger RNA of Phlebotomus papatasi, 1521 nucleotides long. RefSeq names its product caspase-1-like. Gene Ontology annotation, molecular function: cysteine-type endopeptidase activity. NCBI's taxonomy places the organism in Eukaryota, Metazoa, Arthropoda, Insecta, Diptera, Psychodidae. The record is from RefSeq and is a predicted model, not a curated record. The transcript has 4 exons. Bases 127 to 1479 code for a protein of 450 amino acids. Gene Ontology annotation, biological process: proteolysis.